UGCCAGACUAGUGCUCUACUGAAGGACCCCAAGGCCCCAGGCCCAACAUUAGGAAAACUAACCCCUGUGCCCUGAAGCUGCAAGAUGUUCCCUCACCCAACCCCCAUGUCAAAACCCCUCCAGCAGCAUGUAGCACCUCAGGUGUUGCACAAUGUUACCACAAGAUGUUCCAUGUAGAUAACCCUAACGGGCCCCCUAUCACAAGAUGUUCCUUUUAGACAGUCCUACUGGUUAAACUUGAGAACUAGGUUUAAAAACAGGAACUGAAAGGACAGAAUGCAAUUUUAUGGUUUUUCUGAGAACAAAAAGUUGAAAAACAAGUUUACCCCCCUAGGUGACUCAACUGCUGAAUUCAGAGGGACCAAUAGGAAGGCUGUUGCUGUGCUAAGCUAAGACCUAACCCACCUGUUCCAUAUAAAAGAUCUAUACCCCAAAGCCCGGUGUGCCAGCUCAUCGAAGCUCCGGCUGAGGUUUUGCUGUGCACCCGCAGGCGCCUGUGUGAGAAUAAACGCCUCCUGCUUUUUGCAGCCAGUGUCUCGUGUGGUUCAUUCCGGGUUUGGGAUCUGUGGAUAUUUCAUUGUGGAGGUUCCACCGAGAUCCAAGAUCCCGGUUCCAGUUCCGAUCCCGGUCCCUAUCCGGAGGACACCCGACAUCACUGGGAGGUAAGCUGGCCAGCUCAAACUGACUGUCUUGUUGUCCUGUUGGUUAUCUGUUCUUUGUUCCGCGCAGCAUCUGUAAGACUAUAUAAUCCUAGGCAUAGUCAUUUAGUAUUCUGAGUAUUCUGAGGCAGUUCUGUCAUUUAGUAUUCUGAGGCAGCUUGAGAAGAAGUUGACGAACUCGGACUUCUCCCCUGCCACCCUGGGAGACGUCCCAGGGAUCAGAAGGGUCCAUUUCUUUGGGGCCCCCGGUGUUUCCGAGGGUUACACCAUUUUUGUAGGCGACAAAGAAGUACAAACUUCUCCCAGGCCAUCUGAUUUGUUCGGUUUCCACCGAAGCCGCGCAGCGAUCUCACUGUUUGGUUUCGUUUUUGUGUCAUUGUGUCUGUCUCUCUAUUUCCUCUCUGAGAAUAACAUGGGACAAUCACUAACAACCCCUUUGAGCCUAACUCUAGAUCAUUGGCAAGACGUUCAAGAUCGGGCAGACAACCUGUCCGUGACAGUCAAAAAGAAAAAAUGGGUAACACUCUGUACCACGGAGUGGCCAAUAUUGGCCCACCCUCGAAGUUAAAUGGCCCCCAGGAGAGUCCCUCCAUCUCUCUCUCUAAUUUGCAAAGUCAGAGAUUGUCUUUCAGCCGGGGCCGCAUGGCCAUCCAGAUCAUGGCUUUUAACCUUUCAGGACCUCUGCGAAUCCCCUCCUGCAUGGGUGGGAUCCACGCAGUCCGCCGGGAGGAUUCCACCCGGCGGUAUGGCGGAUCUGUCCCGUCCCUGUUCCUCCCGGCCCCUCCACCCCAGGAAGCGAACGGGUCUUCCUGGAGUCGGGCUGCUUGGAAAUGCAGCCCAAGGCGGAUGAUAAAUUCUAUCUAAGGCUGAAUACUGAGACUAGGGAAGCAAUGUUUUCUUCCCCCCCCAUAACCGGCUUGAGUGCAAAUAGAGAUGCCUGCUGGGGAUUUAACAACUUUGACAUCUCGCUUUGACUUUUCUCAAAGCCCUGUCCUCAUUAUUAAAUUAAUGUUAAUUAACUUUAAAGAUGGGAACCAAAUUUUCAGUCACAAAUUUUGACACUCUCAAGGGGACUUUUAAGGAGUUCCCACUCUGCUUUCUUGGGGAAGCCUAGCACUCGAAACAACUGCAAGCAGAGGAUGGACUUUUUGGGAGCUGGCUACUAACAAGUUAAAAAAAAAAAAAAUACCUAAACUAGAGGAACUGAUCCUGUGGGUAAAAGAUAGGAUUAAGGGACUCCCAGCAGCUGCCAGAGCCAUUUAGCUCUGGGGAGUUCCCUGGGUCCUUAUCUACAUCUUAAGGAUCUGUUUACUUAACCUCUGUUUACUUAAAAGAAGAGACACUGAAUGCAGUAAAGCCAGUCACACUGAGACCCUUGAUUUUACACCUAUAGUUGCCCCUACGUGAAAACAUCUGGUCCACUCAUAAAAAAGUCUAUGGUGCCACUGAUAAAAGUCAUAAUUAAAUGAAAGUUCAAAACCUGGAGAGAUAUUUUCUUAUCUGGUUGUCUAAUUGUUUCUUAGAGAUAAUCUAGGUUAAAUGUGUGUCUAAAAAAAAUAAUAAUAAUAAUUAUAAUUUUUUAUUGUAACAAUCUGGUAUCUAAAUGGGUUUCUAAAACAUUGCACUAUCUUGCAGUUAAAAGUUGGGUUUAAACAAUUGUUUAGUUUGAUUUCAGAUAGUUCAUGCUAGAAAACUUAAAUACUUGGAAUAAAAAAUUUUAAAAGUUUCAAUUUUGAACUGGGUAGCCUAAAAAAAAAAAAAUUAAAAAUAGAUCCAAAUAUCUUUAAUUCACGUGAUUCAAACGGUUCAAUUUAGAUUGGGUAAACAGAUAAAAGUAAAGAUGUCCUCAAAAUUAAGCUUAUAAGUUUCUCUAGGUGUUCAAAAAGGCCCUAAUAAAAUGUUAACUCUGCUUAAAUUUAAAAGUUUACAAGUAUUGUUUCAAAAUGUGAACAAAAAAAAAUUUAUGUAAUUAUGGUGUUAUUAAUGUGUUCAUAUCUUCCAGGUAUACAAGUCUGUAAGGUAAAAGCUUCAAAAGAACAUUAUAUCAAGCUGGUGUUCUAAAGUUGUAUGGUAAUUUUAGGCUUAAAAAAAAAAUGUUAAAAAUUCGAUUAUAUCAUUUGUGUUCUAUAACUGAACUUGUUAUCAAUAAGAUAUGUACAGUUCCAUGUUACUUUCUACUCUAAGAUACAAUUUAUGUAUUUUUAAGUUAAUAAGAGCCUAAUCUGUGUGAAGGUUUAAUUGCAAAACACAAAAGUACAUUACUACUUUUCUACAAAAAGUUAAAAGCUUUCAGCCUUUAAUUCAUAUUUUAGGUGUGAUAUUAUGUUGUGUUAGCUAAUGUUCAUGUAAACUUGAACAACAAUUUAUGUAAACUUUGUAAAAUGAUCAGCUUCAGAACUAUAGUACUUGAGAUUUAUAAAGAGCCCUGCCUUACUUGAGAUAAGGCUCUGUCCCAUCUCACUACAUGUGAAAAUGGCUAUAAAAAAAGUAAGCCAGAUUUCAGUACAGUUAAAGUUGUGUCCAAAAGUAGGUUUUUGCCAAGAUUACUAGGAUCUCAAACAGGAAAUUAUGAUGUAUAACCUUGCCAGAAUUCAAGGUAGCUAUUAUAUAAGCUAAAUAUGUUUUUACCCUAGUUAGUUUUGUUUUGUAGUUUGCUUAUAGAUGGUUUAAGGAUUGCCUAUUAAUAUUCUAAAGAGGUAUUGCUUUAAGAACACAACCUGGGUCAACAUAAGAUAAAGAGUUAUCACCUACAGGAUAGAGAGAUAGACAUUAAAGCCCAGUGCUCUUAAUAUAAGGCUGUUAACUUAUUUGCUGGAUGUUUAAGAUCAAGUUUUUAAAAUUAGUUAAAUUAAAAGGGCCAAGAAAACCAAUAUUUGGCUCUUGCCCUCUGAGUCAGUCUGAAUCAGGGAAUAGGGGACUUCUCCAAAGGGCUCAGCAACUCUAGGCCACAUAACCUCCUGAGCAGGGAGAUUAAUGAGACCAGUGGAGGACAGAAAGCCAAAUGGUGCAUUUGCUGUAAAGAGGAGGGUCAUUAAAAAAGGGAGACAUCCCUGAUGCUUCUGAGGGAAGCCAUAUGGUCAAACAAGGCCUGGACCCAUCCUAGCGCAAAUGGCACUAGCAGAACUGAAAAACUGCUAUGAAGUUCCCGAGGACUCCCAGGAUAACUCAGCUGACUGUAAACAAUAGGUAGAAACAAAAGUCAGUUUGACUUGCUUCAUCUUAAACACUUAGCAAAGACAGUCAAAGCCAAAGCACAGCUGUUCCUGGACAUCUUAAAUAAUAAUAAUAAUUAAAUGUAACUUCCAUAAAUAAAUAGACUGGAGGCUACAAGAGAGAUUCUUAGACAGAAAUGCCUGAUAACUGUCAAAGGAACUACUAAAAUAGUUUUAGUCUAAGGCUUUUAUUUCUAGACAACACAGGUAGACUUGAUGUUUGCUAAUAUGGUUAUCCAGCCCUAAGUAGCAGAAUUAAAGAUUUCUCUAUUAGACACAGAGGAAAAACAAAAGGCUCUUUUGGAAGCUCGCAAAAAUGUGCCAGGGGACGACGGGCGCCCCACCCAACUCACAAAUUUGAUUAACGAAGCUUUUCCUUUAACCCGGCCAAACUGGGACUAUGCGACUGAAGCAGGUGAGAACCACCUACAUCUCUAUCGCCAGUUACUCAUAGCGGGUCUCCAUGGAGCAGGGGGGGUCUCCAUGGAGCAGGGCGACAGCCCACCAAUUUGGCUCAGGUAAGACAGACUAUCCAGGGGUCAGAGGAAACUCCGACAGCCUUCUUAGAGAAAUUAAAAGAGGCUUAUCGGAGGUUUACUCCCUUUGAUCCUGAUAAUGAGGACCAAAAAAAAAAACAUUUAAUGGGCCUGCCUUCGUCUCCCAGGUAAGUCAGGCGGUAGCCAAUACAUUGGAGAUUAAUUAAAAAUUACAUUAUAGUUAUAGACCCCAAAGUUCAGGACAGGUAAAAAAGAUAAAUAGAACCAUUAAGGAGACUUUAACUAAAUUGACACUUAAAACUGGCACUAGAGACUGGGUACAACUCCUACCUUUAGUCUUGUAUGGGGCCCAAAACACCCCAGGCCCACAUGGACUAACCCCAUUUAAAAUCCUGUACGAUGCCCCACCUCCCGCUAUUAACUUUUAUAAAACUAAAACCUAUGCCUCCCUCACCCCAUCUAUGCAGACUCAUUUGCAUGCUUUGCAAUUGGUCCAGAACGAGGUCUGGAAGCCUCUAGCCGCAGCAUACAAAGAGAAACUUAAAACCCCCUUGCUGCCACAUCCCUUCAAGGUCGGAGAUACCGUCUGGGUACGCAGGCACCAGAGCAGGAACCUCGAACCGCGGUGGAAAGGACCCUACACUAUCCUGCUGACCACUCCUACUGCACUCAAAGUGGACGGCAUCGCUGCUUAGAUCCAUGCUUCCCACGUAAAGACUGCACAUCCACAGGAGUCCGCAGACACCUCUCCGGAUCCAGAAUGGAAGUUGCAACGUACCCAAAAUCCGCUAAAGAUAAGACUCACUCGCUGUUAAUUUUUCUUGCUUUGUGCUGUGUCUUCCCCAUAUCAGUUAACCCCAACCAAUCUGUGAGCCAGACAUGACAAGUAUUAUCGGGGACAAAAAAUAUAAUUUAAAAAAAAAAAAAAAAACAUCCGCAAAAUACCCCCUUUGGGCUUGAUGGCCUACCCUAGGGCCUGAAAACUAAGUCGCAGGCACAAAAAUGUGGGCAACAUAAAAGUUACUAUUGUAAGUCUUGGGGAUAUAAAACUACGGGGGAUGCAUAGUAGAAGCCAAGCUCAUCUUAGGAUUUAAUUCAAAUAAAAAAAAAAAAAAAACAAAACAGGAUCCCCCACUUUCUGCCGACUCUUGCAGGAGCCUGAAAUGGUACGGGGCAGGGCCAUGUACCGCAUUUGCCUGCAACCCCUUAAACAUUACCUUUACUCAGGCAGGCAAAACAUCAAAAAAUUGGAUAAAAAAAAAAAAAAAAAACAAUGGGGCCUAAAAAUAUAUCAUAAAACUGCCUAUGACCCUGGGGUCCUAUUCAAAAUUAGAUUAAUAGUAAAUACCAACCCCCAACCAGUAUGCUGAGCCGUCAGCUAAAAUAAUGCUGGAAUCCGAGCAGAUGGGUCAAUGGAUAUAAAAUUAUAUCCAUGAUAUAAAAAAAAAAGGGGGGAAUGAAGGACCCCAAGGCCCCAGGCCCAACAUUAGGAAAACUAACCCCUGUGCCCUGAAGCUGCAAGAUGUUCCCUCACCCAACCCCCAUGUCAAAACCCCUCCAGCAGCAUGUAGCACCUCAGGUGUUGCACAAUGUUACCACAAGAUGUUCCAUGUAGAUAACCCUAACGGGCCCCCUAUCACAAGAUGUUCCUUUUAGACAGUCCUACUGGUUAAACUUGAGAACUAGGUUUAAAAACAGGAACUGAAAGGACAGAAUGCAAUUUUAUGGUUUUUCUGAGAACAAAAAGUUGAAAAACAAGUUUACCCCCCUAGGUGACUCAACUGCUGAAUUCAGAGGGACCAAUAGGAAGGCUGUUGCUGUGCUAAGCUAAGACCUAACCCACCUGUUCCAUAUAAAAGAUCUAUACCCCAAAGCCCGGUGUGCCAGCUCAUCGAAGCUCCGGCUGAGGUUUUGCUGUGCACCCGCAGGCGCCUGUGUGAGAAUAAACGCCUCCUGCUUUUUGCAGCCAGUGUCUCGUGUGGUUCAUUCCGGGUUUGGGAUCUGUGGAUAUUUCACUACCACUGAACCACAACCCCAGCCCCUCAAAUACUCUCUUUCUGCACUAUUCUCUCUCCUUCCUUCUAGGAAACAUAAAAUGUUUGAUUUAUUUACUGAAUUUCCUUUAAUUUGAUCCCAUAUUGCUCUGUUCUUCAUCAUUUCAUCUCUUUAUACUUCAUUCUGGAUAUUUUCUUCAGUCCCUUCUUUUGAAAUUCCAAUUCUCUCUUCAAACAUGUUUGUUAUGGCAUAUUGCUAGUCAUGUAAUUGUUCAUUUAAGUUAUUGGAUUUUUUAGUUCUAAUGAUUCUGCAGAUUGAUCAUAUUUUGCAAUUCUUCACUGAAUUUUUAAAUCUUUUAUAUUGUUGAAAACUAUGUCAUUAUUUGAAUUAUCUCAAUUUUGUGGUUUUUUUAUUGUCAUUCUAUUUUCAUUCAUGCCAUCUUAUCUCAUUUUUCACAAUUUUCUCAGGAAACUACAUAUAAUUAAUUGUAGAUUUAUUUAUUUCAGUCCUAGAAUGAAUGUGUCUCCCUCCAGAGAAGAAAUUUGUUUUUCUGAAAAAAAUGAUGAAAGCUCUCUGCAAGAAAAAGAUAAAGGUGAUAAUUCUUUCCAAGGGAAUUCUGACAAGGAAAACGUACAUUAUGAAGAUGAUGAAAAUGAGCUUCCACCAUCAAACCUCCAGAAGGAUGAUGGAAACAGCCAGAUGGUGGAUGUCCAUGAGGACCCUGAAGUAAGACAUGACUCCUCUACCUUCCACGUCAACAAUGGGAAUAUAAAAUGGGAUAAGGAAUGCCAAGAUAAAAUUCCUUCAGAAAAAGAAAUGAAAAAGAGCACACAGGAUGAAGCUGUGGGGAGAAGGUUCAAGAUCACAAUGAGUGUCCUGAUAUUAUGUAGAUUCCUUAUGGGAUGAAGUAUAAUAAGACAUGGCUAAUGAAUUCAAUCCUGAGCCAUUGCUGUGUACCCUUUACACCAAUUGAUUUCCACUAUAUCAAAAAUCGGGCCCAAUUCUUUGUCCAGGAUGCUAGUACUGCCUCUGCAUUGAAAGACGUUAACUGCAAAAUUUGUGAUGAGGAAAAUCAAAAGAUAUCUAUCUUUGUCAAUCCCUGUACUGAACCGAAUACCUUGCAGAAUAAAUUCACUCCAGAAAAAAUGGAGAAGCUAAUGCUGACGAUGAACAAACCAUAUGAUGUCUCACAGCAAGCCCUUGAUCUCCAGAAGCUCCGCUUUGACCCAGACUUGAUGGAACAUGACAUUGACAUGAUCCUAAACCGAAGACAGUGUAUGUUUGCUACCCUGCAGAUCAUUGAAAGGAAUUUCCCUGAGCUGUUGUCCUUGAACUUGUGUAACAACAAACUAUACUGGCUGGAUGGCCUGUCUGACAUUGUAGAGAAAGCCCCCCAAGUCAAGAUACUGAACCUCUCCAAAAAUGAGCUGAGGACCUCCAAGGAGUUGGUCAAGCUGAAAGGGAUGAAGCUGGAAGAGCUAUGGCUAGAAGGGAACCCUCUGUGCAGUGACUUCCCAGAGCAGUCUGCUUAUGUAAGUGCUAUCCAGGAUUGUUUCCCCAAUUUGUUAUGCCUGGAUGGCCAGGAGUUACCAGAAUCAAUUGGAAUUGACAAUGAAACACCUGAAAUAAUAAAACCUUGUAAGGAAAGCUAUAAAGGAUGUGAUAAUCUGAAGAGUCUAGUGUUGCAAUUCCUGCUUCAAUAUUACCUUAUUUAUGACUAUGGAGAUCGACAGGGUCUCCUUGAUGCUUACCAUGAUGAGGCCUGCUUCUCCCUGACCAUUCCCUUCAACCCUGAGGACCCAGACCCGAAUAGCUUGGAAGAGUAUUUCAAGGAUAAUAGAAAUAUAAAGAAGCACAAGGACCCCUUUCUGCGGAUGCAGCUGCUAAAGCACACAAAAUGUGACAUUGUGAACUGCCUCAUUGUAUUGCCCAAAACUCAGCAUGAUUUUAACUCCUAUGUGAUAGACCUAUGUGUCCAGACAGACAUGAUGCUCUGUUUUUCUGUCAAUGGGUUGUUCAAGGAAGUGGAAGGAAAGUCUCAGGGUUCUGUUCGUGCCUUCACCCGGACCUUCAUCUUAACUUCUGGCAGCAAUUCCAGUCUGUGCAUCGUGAAUGAUGAGAUGAUUGUGAGGAAUGCCAGCCCCAAAGAGACCCAGAGUGCCUUCUCCAUCCCCAUGCUUACACCCUCCUCCAACUAUGUGCCUGACCUCUACCAGGAGCAGCAGGGAAUAGCACAGCCUUUCUCCACCAAGUUUGAGAUGCAGAGCCUUGAGCGCUCUCAGAAGUGCCUUGAAGACAAGGAGGAGAACUAACCAGAGUUGGUCAGGUCUUCACUGUGUUCCAAGUGAGGUCAAGAAUCCAGAGGAGACCUUGAAUAUCAUUUUCCUUUUAAUCCACAUUAUUGUGUCUCUCUUACUAACUUACGACCAUGCCCAUGGCUGAGGUUGACAGUCUUGUUGUUCAAGAAGCCAAAGUUAACUUGUAGGUCAGGUAAUACAACCAUCCAAAAAGCCAGUUGUUAUGAUUAUUUUUCACCACUGAAGAUGGCUGUUUAUUAUCAUAAUAAAGAGUGAAAUUGCAUGUUGCA
Marmota monax (woodchuck) is the source of this 8950-nucleotide messenger RNA. Its product is annotated as nuclear RNA export factor 2. NCBI's taxonomy places the organism in Eukaryota, Metazoa, Chordata, Mammalia, Rodentia, Sciuridae. The transcript is spliced from 21 exons. Gene Ontology annotation, molecular function: RNA binding. Gene Ontology annotation, cellular component: cytoplasm; nucleus. The record is from RefSeq and is a predicted model, not a curated record. Gene Ontology annotation, biological process: poly(A)+ mRNA export from nucleus. The coding region runs from base 7266 to 8675 and encodes 469 amino acids.